Callorhinchus milii (elephant shark) is the source of this 8654-nucleotide messenger RNA. RefSeq names its product EMAP like 5. The record is from RefSeq and is a predicted model, not a curated record. Gene Ontology annotation, molecular function: microtubule binding. NCBI's taxonomy places the organism in Eukaryota, Metazoa, Chordata, Chondrichthyes, Chimaeriformes, Callorhinchidae.
UGGGGGGGGGGGAAAGGGACGGUGCCAAAAAAAAAUGGGUGACAACUGUUGAAUAUUCGCGUGUUCCUGGACUGAGCCCAUACAAAGAGAGAGAGAUAGAGAGAGAGAGCGCCUUAAAGGCAGACCAUAAAGGUCAGGGUAAAGGAGGGCAGAGUUACCCACGGGAGACGUCGAGUGGGCGACACGAGAGCGAGCGCGAGCUGCGGUUGACCGGGACAAGACAUGGCUGACAGGACAGCGCCGAACUGUCACCUGAGGCUGGAGUGGGUCUACGGCUACCGAGGGCAUCAGUGCCGCAACAACCUCUACUACACGGCGGCCAAGGAAAUCGUCUAUUUCGUUGCAGGUGUCGGAGUGGUGUACAACACACGGGAACACAAGCAGAAAUUUUUCCUCGGUCACAGCGAUGACAUAAUCAGCUUGGCAUUGCAUCCAGAACGAACUUUAGUUGCAACAGGACAGGUUGGAAAGGAACCAUGUAUAUGUAUCUGGGACACCUACAAUGUACAGACAGUAUCCAUUCUGAAAGAUGUACACACGCAUGGGAUAGCUUGCUUGGCCUUUGAUCUAGAAGGGCAGAGAUUAAUGUCUGUUGGUCUGGAUUCCAAAAAUACUAUUUGUGUCUGGGAUUGGAGAAGAGGAAAGGUGCUAGCAACAACACCAGGACAUUCUGAUAGGAUAUUUGACAUUUCUUGGGACCUGCACCAACCAAAUAAAAUGGUCAGCUGUGGUGUAAAGCAUAUUAAGUUUUGGAGUUUAUGUGGAAACGCGUUGACAUCAAAGCGUGGUGUGUUUGGCAAAACUGGAGAUCUCCAGACUAUACUGUGCCUGGCUAGUGCAAGAGAUGAAAUUACUUAUUCUGGUGCAUUAAAUGGUGAUAUUUAUGUAUGGAAAGGCAUUAAUUUAAUCCGAACUGUCCAGGGGGCACAUGGGUCAGGAAUCUUCAGUAUGAACAACUGUGAAGAAGGAUUUGCCACAGGUGGUCGGGAUGGUUGUAUUCGCUUAUGGGAUUUAAGUUUCAAACCCAUCACUUUGAUUGAUCUCAGGGAAACAGAUCAAGGCUACAAAGGUCUUUCAGUGAGGAGUGUAUGUUGGCGAGGAGAUCAUAUUUUGGUUGGAACACAGGACAGUGAAAUCUUUGAAGUAGUAGUACAUGAACGUAACAAGCCUUUCCUGAUCAUGCAGGGACACUGUGAAGGAGAAUUAUGGGCACUUGCAGUUCAUCCAACAAAACCUUUAGCAAUAACAGGGAGCGAUGAUCGAUCGGUUAGAAUAUGGAGCCUUAUUGACCAUGCUUUAAUUGCUCGUUGUAAUAUGGAAGAGCCAAUUCGAUGUGUUGCUGUAAGUACAGAUGGCAUCCAUCUUGCUCUGGGAAUGAAGGAUGGCUCUUUCACUGUACUACGCAUCAGAGAUAUGACUGAGGUUGUUCACAUAAAAGAUAGGAAAGAAGCAAUACACGAGCUAAAGUAUUCACCUGAUGGAACAUGUUUGGCUGUGGGCUCAAAUGAUAAUUCUGUUGAUAUCUAUGGAGUUUUGCAGCGAUAUAAAAAAGUUGGCGAGUGUAUUGGAUCUUUGAGUUUCAUCACACACAUGGAUUGGUCAGUUGAUAGUAAAUAUUUACAAACUAAUGAUGGUUCAGGUAAAAGACUCUUCUACAAAAUGCCAAGUGGUAAAGAAAUUACAAAUAAAGAAGAAAUAAAGGGUCUUUCAUGGACAACUUGGACUUGUGUAUUGGGUGCUGAAGUAAAUGGAAUAUGGCCCAAAUAUUUAGAUGUUAAUAAUAUUAAUUCAGUCGAUGCAAAUUUGAAUAGUCAGGUUCUAGUUACUGCAGAUGACUAUGGAUUGGUAAAGCUUUUUCGAUAUCCUUGUGUUAAAAAAGGAGCAAAAUUUAAGAAAUAUAUUGGUCAUUCUGCUCAUGUGACCAAUGUGAGAUGGUCUCAUGACUAUCAGUGGGUUGUUUCUAUCGGUGGAGCAGAUCAUUCUGUUUUCCAGUGGCAAUUUAUCCCUGAAAGGAAGUCUAAAGAAUUCCUUCAUAUUGCACUUCAAGAAAGUUUUGCUGACUCUAAUAGUGAUGAAUCUGAUUCUGAUCAAUCUGAUGUACCAGAGCUGGACUCUGAGAUUGAACAAGAAACUCAGAUUAGUUAUCGUCGGCAGGUUUACAAAGAAGAUCUGCCUCAGCUCAAAGAGCAAUGCAAAGACAAGAGACGAGCAGCCGCUUCAAAGAAAAGGGAAAAAGCUCCCAGCAGCAGUUUGCGCUUACAUUUUGUUCAUGGCUACAGGGGACAUGACUGUAGGAGCAAUCUGUUUUAUACACAAACUGGAGAGAUUGUAUACCAUGUUGCAGCAGUAGGAAUAGUAUAUAAUCGACAACAGAAUAUACAGCGGUGCUAUCUUGGACAUGAUGAUGACAUUGUCUGCCUAUCAAUUCAUCCUUCAAAGGAUUAUGUGUCAACAGGCCAGGUGGGUCGUGAUUCUGCAAUUCAUAUUUGGGAUACUGAUGUACUGAAGCCAUUAUCAAUUUUGAAAGGACAUCACCGGUUUGGGGUUUGUGCAGUGGACUUUUCAGCGGAUGGAAAACGUUUGGCAUCAGUGGGACUGGAUGAAAAUCACACCAUAAUUCUCUGGGAGUGGAAGAAAGGAGAAAAACUUUCUUCAGUGCGAGGAGGUGCAGACAAGAUUUUUGUUGUCAAGAUAAAUCCCUUUGUGCCAGACAAACUAGUUACAGCUGGAAUAAAACACAUGAAGUUCUGGCAACGAGCAGGUGGCGGACUGACUGGAAGAAGAGGCUUUUAUGGAACUUUUAGAAAGACGGAAACCAUAAUGUGUGCAGUGCACGGUUGGUCAGAGGAGAUGGUGUUUUCAGGCACAUCAACUGGGGAUAUCUGUAUAUGGCGUGAUACAUUCCUCAUUAAAACUGUCAAGGCUCAUGAUGGACCAGUUUUCAGUAUGCAUGCCUUAGAGAAAGGUUUUGUUACUGGUGGGAAAGAUGGUAUUGUUGCACUUUGGGAUGAUUGCUUUGAGAGAUGUCUGAAAACCUAUGCCAUCAAACGUUCUGCACUCACUCCAGGAUCUAAAGGUCUUUUACUGGAAGACAACCCUUCAAUUCGUGCCAUAACAUUAGGUCACGGUCAUGUGCUUGUAGGUACAAAGAAUGGAGAAAUAUUGGAAAUUGAUAAAAGUGGUCCCAUAACCCUGCUGGUUCAGGGUCACAUGGAGGGUGAAGUAUGGGGCCUGGCUACUCAUCCCCAUUUGCCUAUUUGUGCUAGCAUUAGUGAUGAUAAAACUCUGAGGAUCUGGGAUCUCUCCCCAAGUCACUGUAUGCUUGCUGUCCGCAAACUUAAAAAGGGUGGCAGGUGUUGUUGUUUCUCAACUGAUGGGAAGUCUCUAGCAGUUGGUCUGAAUGAUGGUAGCUUCCUGAUUGUGAAUUCGGAUACACUGGAAGAUCUUGUUUCUUUUCAUCAUAGAAAAGAUCUCAUUUCAGACAUUCGAUUUUCCCCAGGUCCUGGAAAAUAUUUGGCUGUAGCGUCUUAUGAUAACUUUGUAGACAUCUACAAUGUAAUGAGUAGUAAACGGGUUGGAAUCUGCAAAGGAUCUUCCAGUUGCAUAACACAUGUGGACUGGGACAAAAGAGGAAAACUUUUACAAGUUAAUACUGGAGCUAAAGAACAACUAUUCUUUGAAGCUCCUCGUGGAAAACAACAGAGUAUAAAUAAUGCAGAGGUGGAGAAGAUAGACUGGACCUCUUGGACGUGUGUCUUAGGUUCUUCGUGUGAGGGGAUUUGGCCUAUAAUAAGUCAAAUCACAGAUGUUACUUCAUCCUGCCUUACUAGCAGCAAAAAGGUGUUGGCUACAGGGGAUGACUUUGGAUUUGUGAAGUUAUUCCGAUACCCAGUGAAGGGAAAAUAUGCGAAGUUCAAGAGAUAUGUGGCUCACAGUACACAUAUAACAAAUGUGAGGUGGACGUAUGACGAUAGUUUGCUGGUUACAGUCGGAGGAGCAGACACAGCAGUGAUGGUUUGGACACAUGAAGUAGAUGGAUACAAGGAGCCCAGGCAAUAUGACAGUGAAGAGUCUGAUUUAGAUUCUGAUGAAGAUGGAGGUUAUGACAGCGAUGUCACACGAGAAAAUGAAAUGAAUUAUACCAUCAAGGCCUUUGCAACAAGUAUUCGACAUAUGUCAGGAAUCAAGCCUCAUCUACAACAUAAAGAGCCUUCACAAGAGGAAAGGCAGGGAAUAGUCAGGGGAUCAAGACCACCCGUUAGUAGGGCACUACCUCAACCUGAGAAACUGCAAACAAAUAAUGUUGGCAAGAAAAAGAAACCAAUUGAGGACCUGUCUCUGGAGCUUGUUUUUGGAUAUCGUGGCAAUGAUUGUCGAAACAAUGUUCAUUACUUGAACGAUGGUGCUGACAUCAUUUAUCACACAGCGUCAAUUGGAAUUGUGUUUAACCUUGGCACAGGUUCGCAGUCUUUUUAUCUUGAACAUACAGAUGACAUUCUGUGCUUAACUGUUAACCAGCAUCCCAAAUUUCAAAAUAUAAUAGCAACGGGACAAGUAGGUGAAUCUGCUGAUAUGUCAGGUAAUUCCCCUUCAAUUCAUAUUUGGGAUGCUAUGACCAAACAGACGCAAUCUGUGCUCCGCUGUUACUAUUCAAAGGGGGUCUGUUCUGUCAGCUUUAGUGCCACAGGCAAACUCCUGCUCUCAGUGGGGCUGGAUCCAGAAUAUAUCAUCACUGUCUGGAGAUGGCAGGAAGGUGCCAAAGUUGCUGGUCAAACAGGUCACACCAAGAGAAUUUUUGUUGCGGAAUUCAGGCCAGAUUCAGACACCCAGUUUGUAUCAGUGGGUGUCAAACAUGUACGGUUUUGGACCCUAGCUGGCAAAGCUUUGGAAAGCAAAAAAGGCAACCUAAGUUCAAUUGAGGAUGCCAGGAUGCAAACCAUGCUUGCGGUAGCUUUUGGAGCUAAUAAUCUGACAUUUACGGGUACUAUCAGUGGAGAUGUUUGUGUUUGGAAGGAACAUCUUUUAGUUCGAAUUGUGGCCAAAGCUCACAAUGGUCCUGUUUUCACUAUGUACACAACAUUAAAAGAUGGCUUGAUAGUAACAGGAGGAAAAGAAAGACCGUCAAAGGAAGGAGGUGCCUUGAAACUGUGGGAUCAGGAGCUAAAGCGUUGUCGUGCAUUCAGAUUAGAAACUGGACAGGUGAUUGACUGUGUGCGUUCAGUCUGCAGAGGCAAGGGGAAAAUUUUAGUUGGAACAAGAAAUGCAGAGAUAAUUGAGGUUGGUGAGAAGAAUGCGGUAUGCAACAUUUUAAUUAACAGUCACAUGGAUGGACCAAUCUGGGGUCUUUCAGCUCAUCCCACUAAAGAUGUCUUUCUCUCUGCUGCAGAAGAUGCUGUUAGAUUAUGGGACAUUGUUGAAAAGAAAAUGUUGAAUAAGGUAAAUUUGGGCCAUGCAGCUCGAACUGUAGUCUACAGUCCAGAGGGAGACAUGGUAGCGAUUGGUAUGAAAAAUGGAGAGUUCAUUAUACUUGUCGUCACAUCACUGAAGAUCUGGGGCAAAAAACGAGACCGAAGAUCUGCCAUUCAAGAUAUCAAGUUUAGUCCCAACUCUCAUUUUUUGGCUGUGGGAACAUGUGAGAAUGCCGUAGACUUCUAUGAUCUCACAUUGGGUCCAACACUAAAUCGAAUCAACUAUUGUAGAGAUAUUCCCAGCUUUGUUAUCCAAUUGGACUUCUCAGCAGACAGCAAAUAUAUCCAGAUUUCUACUGGUUCAUACAAACGACUCGUGUAUGAAGUGCCUUUAGGAAAACAAGUUUCUGAACAGUGUCAGAUUGACCGAAUAACUUGGGCCACUUGGACAAGUAUUCUAGGUGAUGAGGUCAUUGGUAUCUGGUCUCGUAAUUUGGAUAAAGCUGAUGUAAAUUGUGGCUGUGUCUCUCAUUCGGGCCUCAACAUUGUAACAGGAGAUGAUUUUGGAAUGGUGAAACUCUACGACUUUCCUUGCAUUGAGAAAUUUGCAAAACACAAAAGAUACUUGGGUCACUCUGCUCAUAUCACCAAUGUAAGAUUCACUAGCGGAGACAGAUAUGUCAUCAGUGCUGGAGGAAAGGACUGCAGUUUGUUCGUGUGGAAGUGUUCGUAGACAAACAUGAAAUGGAGUUUUGAACACGCACAAGAGAUGGGAAUCAAGAAAUUCAAUUCACACCAAAAACACUGAGAAGAAAUGCUCCACAUUCAUAUUGUUGGUUGAGAACAAGGCAACUGGCAACAUUAGCAAGAGGAAUUUGGAAGGUAGUUCACUUUCACAAAUGUGAAUUGAGAAACAAGUAUUUUCAAUCAUUUUGGUCUAUGGCAAUUUGUCAGGUUUGCUACUACACAGCCAUGUGUAUAUUGAUUCAACUAAAUGAAUUUUAGCGCACACUUUAAUUUCAUUGUGUACAAAGUAAAAGUUGCUUUUUUGACCAUUCUACAACUAUGGUUCUGUGGUUGACAGAAUUACUAAAGAAUCAUGUGGCAAUGCCAGUGAAAGGGUUAAUUGAGUUCUAUCAAUGCACAAAAAGCUAACUGUAAUAUACUGUAUGUAAGCUGCUAUGUAUAACACACCUAUUUAACUUAAUAUCUCCACAAUGCUGUGCUGUAGCUGAUGUGGCAAUUAGCCUUAACCAAGACAGUUAUAUAUUUUUAGUAAACUCAUUGUGCUUUGCAUUUUAUUUUACAAAGUAAUUGCAAAGCUAACAACAGAAAUCUGAAAUGAACAAAAUAGUAUUUAGUGGCCUUCUUCCUGGGCAGACCAGCUGAGUAAUAUUUGGACGUCAGUAUAAAAGCUGAAGCCAGCUUGCCAAAGCAUACUAUGCACUACUGUACCAGUCACUGUGGCUAUCUGAACAAUUAAACUUUACUUCAGUGUAACAAUUACAAUUGGCUACCAUUUUAAUGUGAAUCUGAAAGUGUUUGCAACUUUCAAAGGAUUGUGAUCCUGCAGAUUAGGAUUAAAUAGCACUGUCGGUAGUAUUUUUUAAAACCAUAAAUAGAUGUUAUUGCCUUAAUCUGCACAGCAUCCCAAGUCUUACUUUAUACAAAUUUCACAGGCUUACAUGUAGUGCUAAUGUCAGUGUUACAUGUUAAUUUGGACUUAGGUUGUAUUUUUUUAAAACCCCAAAUAAAAAGAUGACAGUCUGGCAAAAUAUUAAUACAGUAUAAUUUGGGUUUUACUUUGAGACUGGCCAAAGGAACUGCUGGUCCUUCACAUUUUCCUACAUAAAGUUAGUAAUCAAACUAUGCUUCUCCAGUUAGUGUAAAAUAAACUAAAAACAAAGUAUUUUGUUAAUUAAUGUCAUGUUUAAGAUGGUUUAAAUGUUUUGAAAUUGUAGUUUACUGUAAAUAUAAUUUGUCUGUGCAACUAUGAAAAAACACAUUGAAAUGACAUAUUUAAUGUUUGGAAAAAAUUGCAACUUGUUUAAUUGUUAUACAAUUUCAUGAAAUUCUAUUUUUGUAUAUCUGCUUUCCAUUUCAUAUGUAUGUUUGUGAAGUCAAAGUACUGAAUACAGUUACUUUACGAUUGUUCACUUGAUUUUUUUGUACCUUCAAUUGUAAGAUUAAGGUAUAUGGAAACGGAAUUGUAGAUCUUUUACUGUCUGUAACCCGACAGUUUUAAUAGUCUAACGUCCAAGAGAGUCUCUCAGCAUGACCUUGCACAGGAAAUUGUUUAAAUUUUCAUAUCUGCAUUGUGCCAGCUCUAGGAGUUGCACAGAAAAGCCAAAAUUCUGCAGCAGCAAGAACUAGAAAUAAUUGUACUGUAUGAAAUACAUCUGGAAAUAAUUCAGAAUAUUCUCAAGGACAUUGUGUCGUCAACUUCUGGCCCUCGAGCAUUAGCAGCAUUUUUGACAUGAAAAGAAAAAACAACUGACAGUUGAAAUGCCAUGAUUCUGAAUUCCUGUUUGAUACUUCGGAAUUUCUAAAUUUAAAUGCAAGUUAGACCUCAAGAUUUGUGCAUUUAUGCAAAUUAGAUUGAAAGCAGGCAUUUACUAUCCACAUUUUCUAUUUAAAGCACAGAAUGCAAUUAACACCAUAAAACUUCUAAUGGCAUGCAAUUUGGGGCACUUCCACACAGGCUUCUAAAGAAGAUGUAACUAUUUUAGAAGUAGACUACCACAAAGGAAAGCCCAGGCUUGAUUCUGAGCAAAUGUGCAGAUCAAACCAAUGUAGGUCCCAUAACAAGUUGCUCAUCCAUAUUUAUAGCUGAGGAUUUAAUGGUAGGUCUGACUAAAACUUUGAAGCAAUGGUAUGUCUUUGAUUCAAUCACAGGCAAUUUUCAGCAAAUCUCAAAAAAACAUUUACGGUACAAGUGAAGUCAAUCACAACAAAUCUUUCUGUUUCUGAAUGUAAACUAAUUUCUGUCAAAUUGUUGGAUUUAUCAGUGUUUUGAAAUAUGCAAUACUUGUGUACUCUUAAUUACUGUAUCUAUUUACAGAGUAUUUUAAUACCAGACAUUAACAGGAAUGACCACACAUGGUGUAACAUCUGAAAAAUAUGAUUUUAAAUCCAUUUAGAACUAUUACAUGGUGGAAAAAUGGUGUGAGUACAAGUACAGUUCUCUGUAGUGGUGGUGUAAGAAGCAAUAAAACAGACUAAUCCAUUAAAAAUAUUCUUGAUCAA